GGGGCAAGAAUGUGUGUCCUCAGCCGAGUCGUUGUUCCGAGUCACCCGAGAGUGGAGGACUGCCUAAGCUUACCUCCGCUCAGUGGCUUGCCCAAGAAAAUGGACGUGUUCCUAGUAUUGACUGUGGAAAAGAGAGAGCCCGAAGGAGAGGUGACUGUGCUAAAAGGAAUUCAAACUAAGAAAACUAAAAGAGGGGGCAAAAAGAACCUUCCAGAUUGUGCCCUAAGUGAUAGGAAAAGGAACUGUGCAUCUAACGGGGCAGAUGCUGAAACAGAGCCUGAUCCACAAGGAAGUCAGCGUGGCACAACUCCACAGGUUUCUGAUGGCAGAGCAAUCGGCGAGCCCCCUGGGGUGACCAGUGCUGAGGAGAGCCUUGUCAAAGAGAAGCUGAGUUCAGAGUCAAGUCUUCACGGAUUAUGUGCAACCAGAGCUGCAGGGCACAGCGAGCAGAAGCCAGAGGCAGCCUCUUCAGAACCAGAGGAAACCAAAACGAAAGGAGAAGCUGGGGAAAGGAAGGAACAUUUGCAUAUUGACACUUUAAAAUGCGUCUCUGAAGUGGACAACAGCUGCUCGCAAACUGAAAAAGACUUCACUUCUGAAAAAAUAUUUCAAGAAGACACCGUCCCACGAACACAAAUCGAAAGAAGAAAAACAAGCUUGUAUUUUUCCAGCAAGUAUAACAAUGCAGCUCUUAGCCCCCCACGACGUAAAGCCUUUAAGAAGUGGACACCUCCACGGUCACCUUUUAACCUCGUCCAGGAAACACUUUUUCACGACCCGUGGAAGCUUCUCAUUGCAACUAUAUUUCUCAAUCGGACCUCAGGCAGAAUGGCCAUACCUGUGCAAACCUGGGAGUUUCUGGAGAAGUACCCUUCAGCCGAGGCAGCCAGAGCCGCAGACUGGAGAGAUGUGUCCGAACUUCUCAAGCCGCUUGGUCUCUAUGAUCUCCGAGCAAAAACCAUCAUCAAGUUCUCAGAUGAGUACCUGACAGAGCAGUGGAAAUAUCCAAUUGAGCUUCAUGAGAUUGGCAAAUACGGCAAUGACUCCUACCGAAUUUUUUGCAUCAGCGAGUGGAAGCAGGUGCACCCUGAAGAUCACAAGUUAAGUAAAUAUCAUGACUGGCUCUGGGAAAAUUAUGAAAAACUAAGUCUGUCUUGAAACUUUCAAACUUGCCUUUUAUGCAUUGCGUUGCACUUCAGUUCUUAGCUCCAGCAGCACACCCAGCCACUUUUUCAGAGAUGUAGAUUUUAAUAAACCCAACUAGAAGCC
Ochotona princeps (American pika) is the source of this 1269-nucleotide messenger RNA. Its product is annotated as methyl-CpG-binding domain protein 4-like. Gene Ontology annotation, cellular component: nucleus. Gene Ontology annotation, biological process: DNA repair. Gene Ontology annotation, molecular function: catalytic activity; DNA binding. NCBI's taxonomy places the organism in Eukaryota, Metazoa, Chordata, Mammalia, Lagomorpha, Ochotonidae. The record is from RefSeq and is a predicted model, not a curated record.